Molecule: messenger RNA, 2298 nt
Organism: Penicillium angulare
Lineage: Eukaryota; Fungi; Ascomycota; Eurotiomycetes; Eurotiales; Aspergillaceae
Product: SNARE-binding exocyst subunit SEC6
Exons: 1
Coding region: 1-2298 (765 amino acids)
Biological process (GO): exocyst localization; exocytosis
Cellular component (GO): exocyst
Molecular function (GO): SNARE binding
Source: RefSeq, a predicted model, not a curated record
AUGGAUAAAGUCACUACAAUGGCGCAGGCCAGCAAUGCGGAUGGCACGGUCGCAAUGCCUAAGCUAGAAGAUCUACUCCGCCACCCGGAAGACCUAGACAAGAUCAACAGUCUAAAAGCCGAAUACCUACGGAAGAAGACGGCCGUCGACUCACGACUUCGCGAAGGACUCCGCGACCAACUUGAGGCUGUACAGCGAAGUAUCAGUUUCUUAACAGAAGGGCAACGACAAGUAUUGAAAACGAAAGACGAGCUACAGGGAAUCGAUAAGUUAUGCACCGAGUCGCAGGAUAGCGUGGAGGACUUUGCGCAGAUAGACAAGUUAGCGCGGAUUCAGCGACACUUCGACGCCACACUGAUGAUGAAGAAGGGGCUGGAGAAUUUCAGCGCAGAUUUACAAGAGGUGGAAGAUUUGUUGAAGGAGGAUGAUGACGAUCUUGAGAAUCAGCCGAAUCUCCUACGGGCUCAUAUGCAGAUUUCCCGAUUGAGGGAUUUUAGAGAUGAGGCUAUGGAUCAGAUUCGGAUGACUAUGGAUGCUAGUGCGGAGAGUACUCUUACGGAUUAUUUUCAAGGGUUGGACUCUGUUAUUGAUUGGUUUGAUGAUCAUCUUGGGACAGCUUGUAUGAAUCUGAUUCCGUUGAUUCAGGAAGAUAACAAGAGUAUGGUUGUUCGAUUGGCUGUUGUGGUGUUGAAUGAGGAGAAGAAUGAUGACACCGUGCGUGCAUUGCAGGAGGCACAGAAAGACCACAAGGACCUGGCUAGUCGAUUCAAGUCUAUGAGGAUUGGUCCAAAGACUGUACGCGGAUACAAGGAGAAGCUUAUGCAGGCGAUUGAAUUUUACGCUCAAACCCAAUUCGAGAACACCAAGGAUGAAUUCAUGGGUGAUCCUGAUCAGUUGGAGAAGAGUUUCCGUUGGUUUUUCAAUGAUCUGUUUACGGUUAAACAGGGCAUGCAGCCUCUUGUGCCGAAGAAAUGGAAGAUCUACAAGACCUACACGGAUAUUUAUCAUCGAAUGAUGCACGACUUCCUGAUGGAAAUGAUUGACGACCCUGAGAUUCCUGCGGAUAAUCUAUUGAAGAUCAUUCAUUGGAGUGACAAGUAUUACAAGAAGAUGAAGAAAUUGGGCUGGAUGCCGAACGACCUCAUGCCCAAUAUUCUUGAUGACCGGGAGCCAGAACUGGUGCGACAGUGGCAGAGCGUUAUUAUUAAUGCCGUGGAAGAAUGGAUGGAUCGCAUCUUCGAGACCGACAAGCGAGGUCUUGUGGAACGGCAACCAGAUGCCCUCGGUACCAGUCCAGAUGGCUUUUUCCGUACAAAGACACUGGCCGAUAUGUGGCGUAUGCUUCACGAGCAGAUCAACGCCGCCGGCUCGUCUGAAAGAGCCGAUGUUGUUGAGGGUGUCAUUGAUGCUAUGUUCCGAUCGUUGAAGACCCGCCUGAGCGCUUGGCAAUCACUGAUUGAUGAAGAGUGCACCAAGGCCAAGACAUCUAGUACUGAACAAAAUGAAGGUGUUCAAUUGUUACAGGACUGGCUUGUUGGCGUGGCCAAUGACCAGAUUGCCUGCAUUGACGAUAACGAGGAGACGGGGCAACUGGGCUACCUAUCAAGAUUCAAGCGCGACAUCGAAGCACUCGUCACACCAAAAUACAUGGCUACUCGAGCGAACCCCGAGCUUGACGCUAUACGCGAUGGCUACGUAGAUCUUAGCACACACUGCCUGGCGCAGUUUGUACAGGUCGUAUUCACUGUUGAUCUUGCCACUGUCAUCCCAGACCUAUUCACCGCAAAAUGGUACGGCGAAUACGCCAUCAAGCGCAUCACAUCCACAUUCGAAGAUUACAUGGCCGAUUACUCACCCGUCCUACAUCCCUCCCUCGUCGACAUUUUGGUCGAAGAACUCUCAGACGAACUGCUCGUCCGAUACCUAUCUUCAGUACGCAACAAGGGCGUCAAAUUCCGUCGAAACGCAGACCCCUUCACAGAUAAAUUCAAAGACGACGUUCUUACUGUAUUUGCAUUCUUCCAGAAAUACGAGGACUCAUUCGAGGGAACCAUUAAACAGAAAUGGCGUCUUGUGGACUGGUUGGUUCGCUUGCUUGAAGCUGAAAAGGGACAAGCCGUUGUCAAUGUAUACGAGGCUUUCAAGAUUGAGUACUGGGAUUUGCAACUAUCUUGGGUUGAGGCUGUUUUGCGCACUCGUGAUGACUUCGAGCGUAGCAUGAUCAGUGGUGUUAAGGCGAAGGCUGCCGAGUUAUCUGUUGAACGAGGCAUGGAGACUAUCAUGAGUCGAUUGAGGUGA